AUGGCUGGGGAAGGAGCGACCCUGCCAGAGGGUGUCUUCUCCCUGUUAGACACCGAUCUCUACAAACUUACUAUGCAAUGUUGCGUCCUCAAAUUUUUCCCCAGUGUUCCAGUCACAUACAGCUUCACCAACCGCACUCCUGACAAGAAGCUCAAUCGCGCAGCCUUUCUAUGGCUUCAAACCCAGGUCGAAAAGCUCGAGAACCUCACUGUCUCUACUGAUGAGCUCAACUUCCUCAAGAAAACAUGCCCAUACCUCAACCCCCAGUACCUCGAAUUCCUCUCUACGUUUCGCCUUGAACCUUCGAAGCAACUGAAGUUGAUUUUCAACCCAACACAAGAUACCGGUUCGGAAGAUGAUCUGGGUGAUUUCCGCAUACACGUCGAGGGCCUGUGGUUGGACACCAUCCUAUACGAGAUACCGUUGCUCGCGCUUGUCAGCGAGGCGUACUUCAAGUUUGUCGAAAAAGACUGGAGCCACGUGGGUCAGGUCGAUAAAGCGCAUGAGAAAGGACGAAGACUGUUGGAGGAGGGCUGCAUAUUCUCCGAGUUUGGCACGCGGAGACGUCGCGACUACCACACACAGGACCUGGUAUUGCGAGGCUUACGUCGGGCUGCUGACGAGGCAAGUAGCGCAGGAUGGAAGGGAAAGCUUACCGGGACAAGCAAUGUCCAUUUCGCCAUGAAGUAUGCCAUCGUGCCAAUCGGCACAGUCGCCCACGAGUGGUUCAUGGGGGUUGCGGCUAUCACAGACAACUACGAACGUGCGAACGAAAUUGCGUUGGACUACUGGACAGCGACCUUUGGUGAAGGUGUUUUGAGCAUUGCGCUCACAGAUACGUUUGGCACACCGACAUUCUUGAAGGCUUUCAAGCAACCUAUUUCUGAAGUCGCGACCACGACACCCGGAAGCGCUACGGAACAGGCUUCGGCCGCAGCCACAGCCGGAUUUGUCGACGGCGUCUCGAAACCACGGAAGACGUUCGCAGAAGUAUUCACCGGCGUGCGCCAAGACUCUGGGGAUCCAUUGGAUUUCAUCAAGAUGAUGCGUGAGUUCUACAAUGGGGAGGGUAUUAAAGCCAAGAAGACGAUCGUGUUCUCCGACUCUUUGAACCUGGACCUUUGCUUCAAAUACAAGGCUGCGGCUGAGGCUGAAGGGUUCCAGCCUUCCUUUGGUGUUGGAACGUUUUUGACUAACGACUACGUUGAGAAAACAACCGGCAACAAGUCUGUGCCUCUCAAUAUCGUGAUCAAGAUUGCCUCGGCCUCGGGGCGUCACGCUGUCAAGAUCAGCGACAACAUGGGCAAGAAUACGGGUGACAACGCGACAGUCGAUCAGGUCAAGCAACGACUUGGCUACAAAGAGAAGGUGUGGGCAGGCGGCGACGAAAAGACGCGAUGGGGGAGUGGAGAUCAGCCAGCCACAGGAUAGGAAGUCUGGGCGAACGUCUACAUUGUACACAAGUACAAACCAGAGAAGAAUGGUAGAUGGGAUAGAUGGCCAACCAGCAAGAGUGGAGGCUUUGACCAGCUGAAGUGCAACCUGCAAGGCUGACUCUAGCCUGGACCCUGGAUCGGAAAGCCAGCGUCUCUUGAUACCUGUGGAGGGGGUGGAGCAAGAUACUGAGUGUUGGAUACUGUAGAAUAAGAUGCGCAAGAAAGCAGGCCAAGUGUGCUUGGAUUCCUCCUCACAUUGACUGUGCAAGGUGCAAGGUCCAAAUUUAGAGAUGUGCAAUGUGUAUGCGGACGGACGACGCGCCUGGGCUAAAUGCAGACCCACCUUUGCCCAGCG
Molecule: messenger RNA, 1791 nt
Organism: Dothidotthia symphoricarpi CBS 119687
Lineage: Eukaryota; Fungi; Ascomycota; Dothideomycetes; Pleosporales; Dothidotthiaceae
Product: nicotinate phosphoribosyltransferas-like protein
Exons: 3
Coding region: 1-1431 (476 amino acids)
Biological process (GO): NAD+ biosynthetic process
Molecular function (GO): nicotinate phosphoribosyltransferase activity
Source: RefSeq, a predicted model, not a curated record